This is a messenger RNA of Hyla sarda, 617 nucleotides long. RefSeq names its product indolethylamine N-methyltransferase-like. Lineage: Eukaryota; Metazoa; Chordata; Amphibia; Anura; Hylidae. The transcript has 2 exons. Gene Ontology annotation, molecular function: N-methyltransferase activity. The coding region runs from base 105 to 617 and encodes 170 amino acids. The record is from RefSeq and is a predicted model, not a curated record. Gene Ontology annotation, cellular component: cytosol.
ACAAUUUGAUUGAUAUCAGCGCCGGCUGCUUUAUUCACCAUCUUUAUCCCAUUGUUGAUUUUUUCAAAGAGAUCACUUUACUGCGAGUGUCUGAGAGAUGUGUCAUGGAGCUGAAUAAAUGGCACAACACACGUACCGGAGCCUUCGAUUUUGCCCACACAGCACAAAUGCUUACCGAGAUCUCAGGAAACAGUGAUCAGAGUCAGGAUCCAGACAUAAAGCUGAAGGCUACUAUGAAGCCCAUCUUGUUAUGUGACCUUAAUAAAGAAAAUCUUACCGAUCCCGAGAUCUUACCCCAAGUGGAAUGUGUGAUCACCGUAUGCCUCCUGGACUACACCAGUAAAGAUGAAGGUGACUAUAAGAGGAAUCUGAAGAAGAUUGUGAAGCUGCUGAAGCCUGGAGGACACCUGAUAUUAUUUGGGGUUUUAAACACGACAUAUUGUAUAGUGGGGGAGGAGAAGUUCCAUGCCUUUAAGUAUGAUGAGAAGUUUGUGAAGGAAGCUCUUAUUGGCGAAGGUCUUUCUAUUGAUUAUUGUGAGGUCAAUGACAGGAAGGGAAAGAGCGAGCUUUCCGAUUAUGAAGCCAUCAUAUUCAUAGCCGCUCACAAGGGCAAGUAG